AUGUAUGGAGUGAUGUUUCCAGCUCAGUUACGACCAUGCAUUUAUGCUAAGACGGGCGCGCUCGGCCGCUGCCGGUUGCACCCCUCGGGCCGUCGCGUGGGCAGCGCGUGGGCGGCGGGCGGCCCUCUGACGUCACGGCGCAGCGCCACGCCCCCCUCCGCCGCCUUCCCCCACCACCGCGCCGGCGGCGGCGGGCGUCUGGCGCCCUCUCUGCCGACAACGCCAGACCUCCCGACGCCGCCGCCGACGCCGCCUCCGACGCAACCCCACGCCGCCGAGCCCGCUGAGCCGCACCGGUGCCGCCGCCGCCUCCGCUGCUUCAAGAUGGUGCCACCCUGCUCCCGGACAGCCCUGCACUUCUUCGCCCUGGCGGUCGCUCUCUGUCUGAGUGCGGUGUCAGCAGGCAUGGACGGCGAGAGAGACGCCUGGGAGAAGCCCGGCUGCCACAGAGUUGGGCACACGCGGAAGAUCAGCAUCCCGGACUGCAUCGAGUUCCCCAUCACGACGAACGCGUGCCGCGGCUUCUGCGAGUCGUGGUCCGUGCCGUCGGCGCUCAACACGCUGCGCGUCAACCCGCACCAGGCCAUCACCAGCAUCGGGCAGUGCUGCAACAUCAUGGAGACGGAAGACGUGGAGGUCCGUGUGAUGUGUCUCGACGGGCCCAGAGAUUUGGUGUUCAAGUCGGCAAAGAGCUGCCAAUGCUACCACUGCAAGAAGGAUUAAUGACGUAGGCUCUCCCGCAUCGCUACCAGCGGUUCUUGACGUCUCCCAGUCACCAGGAUCCACAGUUACUCCCAGCUGGCGACUGAUUUAAUUGCGUCAAUAGUUACUAAAUUUAUUCCUCAAGACGACAUUAGUUCAACGAUAGUUUAUGAAGUAGAAAGAUUUUAGUAGUUGCUGUAACCAUUAUUUCAGUUAAAUUCUGUUCACUAUUGUUAUAUCGUAAAUUAACUUCGAUAGGACUGUUUAUAAUCUUCUCACGUCAUCAUUUUCAAUUAAUCUAUCUGAGUACAAUAGUAGACUGUUACACAAUUACGACUUAGUAAACCAUAAUAAUACAUAGUACAGUGCCAUUUUGUAGAAAUUACUUAUUCUCUAGUCUGAAGACGACCUUUUUGUUCUAACAUGACUUGGAGGCGUCAAGAAAAUUUUUUGCGUGUUGUAUUAUUUCCGUAGAAUAGCUCCAACUGAACUUCCAGUGAAUCAUAUAAUGUAAUACCACGUAACAAUUAGAACUAACGUAGCUUUGCAAUGCCUCAUUAUUUUAACUUCUCAGGGAUUGUGUUCCAAUGUAACAGAACACUGUAUCUUAAUUUAAGUAUGCUUGAGAUCUAAUAAAAUGUGCAAUGAUGCAGAUUUUUGUCUUCUCAACAAAAGAUAAAACGAUACUGUGUCUAAUAUUUUUCUGUUCCCAUGAAUUUAUCUCCUUUCUAACACAUCGCCAUAUCUUGGUGCCAGUUUCCCCUUGACACCACGGAACGGUACUGACAGUAACAACACUUCGUCUAUUCAGACAAAGAUUGUAUUGUUUAAGCCUUGUACCAAAUGUUAUUUCUCAUCUAUAAUCUCGAGCGCUCGAGUACAAGGUUAUGCAAUAUAUCUAUCUGAUUAAAAAACGCUUUUAUCUUGAAAUGUAUUUUCGUAAAAAUUUAUCGUUCAUAUUAAGAUUGACCAAUAGUGUUCUAGAUGACGUCGGCAUGU
This is a messenger RNA of Schistocerca cancellata (South American locust), 1701 nucleotides long. RefSeq lists its product as uncharacterized. Gene Ontology annotation, biological process: cell surface receptor signaling pathway. The transcript is spliced from 6 exons. Lineage: Eukaryota; Metazoa; Arthropoda; Insecta; Orthoptera; Acrididae. Gene Ontology annotation, molecular function: hormone receptor binding. The coding region runs from base 1 to 723 and encodes 240 amino acids. The record is from RefSeq and is a predicted model, not a curated record.